Spodoptera exigua (beet armyworm) is the source of this 1280-nucleotide messenger RNA. Lineage: Eukaryota; Metazoa; Arthropoda; Insecta; Lepidoptera; Noctuidae. The record is from the annotation of a GenBank genome assembly.
UCAAAAUGUUUGUGUUCUAUUUUGUAAUGUAAACUGAACAAAAUAUUUUCAAUUAAAUCAAAGAUUUGUGUUUUAUUAAUACACUAUGUCUUGUAAUUACGCCGACGGCUUGUCUCCGUAUGAAAAUAAAGGAAUCCUCGGAGUUCCAGAGAAAUUUGACUCCAUAGAGAAGUUUAACAAGAAAUGUGAACUUUUAGCUCAACUAAUAAACCAAGCAAAGCAUGUGGUGGUACACACAGGGGCAGGCAUCAGUACAUCAGCAGGAAUACCAGAUUUUAGAGGACCCAAUGGAGUGUGGACAUUAGAAAAAGAGGGUAAAAGGCCAACAACGAACAUUUCCUUUGCUGAUGCAGUUCCAACAAAGACACAUAUGAUAUUGAAGAAGCUAGUAGAGUGUAACAAAGUACAUUAUGUCGUCAGCCAGAACAUUGAUGGUCUGCAUUUAAAGUCAGGCCUCUCUAGAAAGUAUUUGGCUGAAUUACAUGGCAAUAUGUUUAUUGAUGAAUGUAAUUUGUGUAAAAGGCAAUUUGUGCGAAGUAGUCCAGUUGAGACAGUGGGUAAGAAGUGCAGUGGAGUGCCAUGUGCAGCGGAACAUGUGACAGGUAGACCAUGCAGGGGACGCUUGUAUGAUGGAGUCCUGGACUGGGAACACAGCCUGCCGGAAAAUGAUCUCACAAUGGCAGAGUGGCAUUCUAGUAUUGCAGAUUUAAGUAUAUGCUUAGGAACAACUCUUCAGAUAGUUCCCAGUGGCAACCUGCCAUUGGAGACUGUAAAGUAUGAUGGCAAACUAGUCAUUUGUAAUUUACAACCAACAAAACAUGAUAACAAAGCAGAUCUCAUAAUCAAUUACUAUGUUGAUGAUGUACUAGAAAAAGUAAUGAACAUUCUCAACAUAGAUAUACCAACAUACAAUGAAGAUGACAACCCUAUAAAAAGGGCUGAUACAGCUAUCAUAGACUGGACAAUCGAUAGACGCGAUGUUUUAUCAUUAGACAAAAGAUACAAAGCAAAAUGCAAAGGUGUCAAGAAAAAACGAAUUUUAAUUAAAAAUAAACGUAACAGUACAGAAAUUAACUCGGAAAAUGGAAUUAGUGAUGAUAAAACGAAAAUAAUAAAGCUAGAAAUUAAGGAAGAACAAAAUGGUGAUGUAGAAGUUAAGCCUGAACCUGCAGAUGUAAGUGUAAAUGGCCAGUGUGCUGAUAAAUAAUAAAAAAAAUAGUGUACAUUACCAAACUGUUUGGUUUAUUAUAAUCUAUGGACAAACUAAAGAUAGGAUGAAG